Archocentrus centrarchus (flier cichlid) is the source of this 2814-nucleotide messenger RNA. RefSeq names its product CDC5 cell division cycle 5-like (S. pombe) (gene cdc5l). Bases 159 to 2597 code for a protein of 812 amino acids. Gene Ontology annotation, molecular function: DNA-binding transcription factor activity, RNA polymerase II-specific; RNA polymerase II transcription regulatory region sequence-specific DNA binding. The record is from RefSeq and is a predicted model, not a curated record. NCBI's taxonomy places the organism in Eukaryota, Metazoa, Chordata, Actinopteri, Cichliformes, Cichlidae. Gene Ontology annotation, cellular component: spliceosomal complex; Prp19 complex. Gene Ontology annotation, biological process: regulation of transcription by RNA polymerase II; mRNA splicing, via spliceosome. The transcript is spliced from 19 exons.
GUGAGUUUCCGCUUUGGUGCGUGUUGCCUUUUCCCUCGGAGCGGUCGGUUUGUAGUUUGAUUUUUUCGUGUGUUAAUCUCACGCUACAAAUUACCACAGCUGACUAAGAAUCACUUAUAGCAUUUCACUGAAGGAGGAGAUACAACCGGGUCGCCAACAUGCCGCGAAUUAUGAUAAAAGGAGGCGUCUGGCGCAACACUGAGGAUGAGAUCCUCAAGGCAGCUGUAAUGAAAUAUGGGAAAAACCAAUGGUCCCGUAUCGCCUCCCUGCUGCACCGCAAGUCUGCCAAACAGUGUAAAGCCAGAUGGUACGAGUGGUUGGACCCCAGUAUCAAGAAAACAGAAUGGUCCAGAGAAGAGGAGGAGAAGCUGCUUCACUUGGCCAAGUUGAUGCCCACUCAGUGGAGGACCAUCGCUCCUAUCAUAGGAAGGACGGCUGCUCAGUGUCUGGAACACUAUGAAUACCUGCUGGACAAAGCAGCUCAAAGAGACAAUGAGGAGGAAGUGGGAGAUGACCCCAGGAAGUUGAAACCAGGAGAAAUUGACCCUAAUCCUGAAACGAAACCCGCCAGACCUGACCCUGUGGACAUGGACGAAGAUGAGCUGGAGAUGCUCUCAGAGGCCAGGGCUCGUCUGGCCAACACCCAGGGCAAGAAAGCCAAGAGGAAGGCCAGAGAGAAGCAGCUGGAGGAAGCCAGACGUUUGGCAGCUCUGCAGAAACGCAGAGAGCUGAGAGCUGCAGGAAUCGAUGUUCAGAAGAAGAGAAAGAAGAAGAGAGGAGUGGACUACAACGCUGAAAUCCCCUUUGAAAAGAAACCCGCACCGGGUUUCUAUGACACCAGCAUGGAGCAGUAUGAUGCCCUGGAGCCUAAUUUUAAGCGGCUCAGGCAGCAGCACUUGGAUGGAGAAUUACGCAAUGAACGUGAGGAGAGGGACAGGAAGAAAGAUAAACAGAAGAUAAAGAAGAAGAAGGAGAGUGACUUGCCAUCUGCCAUCCUGCAGACCAGCGGAGUGGCUGAGUUUACCAAAAAGCGCUCCAAACUAGUGUUACCUGCACCUCAGAUCAGUGAUGCUGAGUUGGAGGAAGUCGUUAAAUUGGGUGUUGCCAGUGAGGUCGCCCGUCAAGCUGCUGAGGAGAGUGAAAGUGGAAACUCUGCCUCCUCCACCCUCCUGUCCGAAUACAGCGUCACCAACACCAUGGCAACAGGGCUCCGGACCCCACGAACCCCUGCUGCUCAGGACAGGAUAAUGCAGGAAGCCCAGAAUCUGAUGGCUCUGACUAACAUUGACACCCCCCUGAAGGGAGGCCUCAACACCCCGCUGCAUGAGAGUGACUUCAGUGGAGUGACACCUCAGCGCCAGCAGAUACAAACACCCAACACUGUUCUCAGUACACCAUUCAGAACUCCUGGCCCAGGUCAGGGGUCAGAGGGCAUGACGCCUCAAGCUGGAGGCGCGAUAACCCCACGCGUGGGAGGGACUCCAGGUUUAACCCCCGGCCGCACACCACUGAGAGACAAACUGAAUAUUAACACAGAGGAGCAACUGGCUGAUCCUGCAUAUGCUAAACACAUGCAAAAGGAGAGCUUGCAGCACCUGAGACAAGGUCUGAUGUCACUUCCUGUCCCUAAGAACGACUUUGAGAUUGUUCUUCCCGAAAAUGCAGAGAAAGAACUGGAAGAAACUGAGAUAGAAACGGGAUUCAUAGAAGACUCAGCAGAUAUAGAAGCACGCAAGCAGGCUCAACGAGAGGCUGAAAGAGAGAAGGAGUUGAAACUGCGACACACUCCUGUUCAGAGGAAUCUCCCCAGACCUUCUGAGGUAAAUGAGUCCGUCCUCCGUCCUGCCUCCAUGGAGCCGCUCUCUGACCUCCAGCAGGCCGAAGAGCUCAUCAAACAGGAAAUGAUCACCAUGCUGCACUACGACUGUCUGCACCACCCUUCAGCCAAUGCAGCCAGUCAGCUGCAGCGUGGCAAAACCAGAGGCCCCACAUCUACAUCCAACAACGCAUCACAUAUCGCUUACCUGGAAACACACGCCUACAAACCAGUCAGCACAGAGGACAUGGAGCAGGCAAAGGCAAUCCUGGCAGCAGAGAUGGAGGUGGUGAAGGCAGGUAUGGGCCACGGUGACCUCAGCAUGGAGGCUUACACCCAGGUGUGGGAAGAAUGCUACGGACAGGUGCUAUAUCUACCUGGCCAGAACAGAUACACCAGAGCAAACCUGGCAUCAAAGAAAGACCGCAUUGAAAGCCUGGAGAAAAAGCUAGAGGUGAACCGUGGCCACAUGACAGCGGAGGCCAGGAGAGCAGCUAAACUAGAGAAGAAACUGAAAAUCCUGCUUGGAGGAUUUCAGUCCAGAGCGUUGGGGCUCCUGAAGCAGCACGCUGAACUCUGGGAACAGGUGGAGCAGGCAGCCACAGAGCUCCAGACCUUCACUCAACUGAAGAAACAAGAAGAUCUGGCCAUCCCGAGGCGACAAGAGGCUCUGCGGGAGGACGUGGAGAGGCAGAUGGAGAGAGAGAAAGAACUGCAGCAGAGAUAUGCAGAGCUGCUCAUGGAGAGGGAGUCGCUGCUCAACAGUGCUCAGAAAUACUGAGCAGCCACACGCAUACUCAUCAGAGACAUCAAUAUCAGGCUGACCGCUGCCCUGAGUGUUAAACCUUUAAUUUUCUGCAGCAAAUCCUACCAAUAUGCCCCACCUCCAUGUGCUCAUGUUGCUAAGUUGUCACAAGGCUGAGUUUUGAGCAUGCUCAGUGGACCCUUGUUUUUCUGUUUUAGUGACCAAUAAAGUUUCUUUUCAACGUGGUUUAGUA